Molecule: messenger RNA, 786 nt
Organism: Alternaria metachromatica
Lineage: Eukaryota; Fungi; Ascomycota; Dothideomycetes; Pleosporales; Pleosporaceae
Exons: 3
Coding region: 1-786 (261 amino acids)
Cellular component (GO): cytoplasm
Source: RefSeq, a predicted model, not a curated record
AUGCGCUACUACUUCGAAAAGUACCCUCAAGAUGCUGAAAAGGUUGUCAUAAAUAUCAAGGGCGCCUUCAAGCAUGGAACAGGUCCUACCGGAAGCCCAGAGGCUAUUCGCGCAUCCGUGGAGCAAGCUCUCGAAGGACUAGGGGGCGCGAAAGCCAUAGAUAUUUUCGAGAUGGCACGCGUCGACCCCGACACGCCCGUUGAAACAUCCAUCAAAGCUUUGGCUGAGCUAGUAAAAGAGGGUAAGAUUGGGGGCAUUGGACUAUCCGAAGUCAAUGCAGACACCAUUCGCAAAGCUCAUGCCGUUCACCCGAUCUCAGCCGUAGAAAUCGAGCUGAGCCUGUUUACACCCGAUCCACUUCACAAUGGAAUCAUGGAAGCAUGCUCCCAACUCGAGAUACCUGUGAUUGCGUACAGUCCGGUCGGUCGGGGCUGGCUCACGGGCAGUUUUAAGUCGCUCGAUGAUCUUUCGCCCAACGAUUUUCGCCCGAAGAUGUUCGAUCGCUUCCAGCCUGAAGUGUUUGAUCAGAACUACAAGCUUGCCGAGGCCGUGGAGAAGAUUGCCCAGAGCAAAGGCCUCAAACCGGCACAAGUCGCUAUCGCUUGGGUAGCGCGGCAAGGGGCGAUUCCCAUUCCAGGGUCUACCAACAUUGAACGCGUUACCCUGAACAGCAAGCUGUUAGAAUUAACCGAUGAGGAUAUGGAAGACCUUCGAAAAGCUCAGGAGACAUUUCCCGUUGCAGGUAAAAGAUAUGGAGGAGCGCAUGAGAAGCUGCUGAACGGUUGA